GAGCCGAUUGCCGAGCUGGACUUUUCCUCGUUUGCAGGAUCUGUGAUUGUUUUAUUAUAAGAAAGGAGCGAGCGGUUGAUGAAGGUACGAUCCACCUUAAACUGUGCUUCAAAACAAAAUGGCCGCAGCAGUCCAAGCGAUGAAAAGCAAAAGGCCACAUGAAGAUGAGGAAGCCGUAAAAGAAACCCGGGAGUCCAAAAAGAAAAGGAAACUCGCUGAAGGGAACACUUGUCGGAACCAGCACAGAACUACGGAGAAGAAACCCCGCCUGUCGACUGAAGCCUUUGGGGAAGAUUGCAAAAUCAGCUACGACCAACUGUACGAAUUCCUAAAAUAUGCUGCGCUGGGAAAAGGCCAAGCUGCUGCUCAGCCCAGAUGGUGCUGUAUUCGUCACCGAAGGCAUCUGGCUGGAACGGUGGUGGUGGUUCUUCACGAAGUGAGUCAGCUCCACUUCUACAGGUUUUACACGCAAUUCAAGCAUCUCCGCAAAACCUUCAGGCACCGAUUCUCUUUGCCACCAGUCUCUGGUUUUACCGAAAGGCUCUGGGGCGUAGGAAGCAACAACAAGUCACUGCUCAGCAGAGAAGAACUGAAGAAUGAUCCGGUAAUUCAGAAAUAUGGGGAAGAGAAGCGUGGGCUUUCCAGUUACAUUCUAACCCUGGAUGAGAUGCGUCGCCACAACUACCCUCUAGAAGGUGCCAGUGACUGCAGCCAUUUUGCUUCCCUUGGUCACAAGGUCCUGCUUUCGGAUAACAGCCCCCUCUUCGGACUCGACUGCGAAAUGUGUCUCACUGACAGAGGAUCCGAACUCACACGAAUCUCCGGUGCCAGCGGCCACUGCAUCAUGGAUGAGCUCGUAAAGCCCUCGUUGCCAAUAAGGAAUUACCUCACAAGGUUCUCUGGCAUCACCCACAAACUGCUUCGUUCAGUCACCACCAACCUCGCCCGGAAGCAUCCAGACUUCGGGCUGGCAAACGCCCUUCCUCCAUGCGUUUUAGUCGGUCAUUAGAUUAAUUUUGACCUCGAGGCUAUAGAAAUUAUGAUACACCCCUUUGUGAUAGACACAUCACUCCUGUUUGCCCGGAAGGGAGGAAAAAGAUUCAGGCUGAAAUUCCUAGCAGAAGCAGUUUUAGGGAAAGAAAUCCAGCGCACAGACCAAGAGGGUCACGAUCCAACCGAAGAUGCCCGAAGCGCCCUCGAACUGACCCAGUUUUUCAUUAACCGGGGACCUAGAAAGGUAGCAGAGCUGAACCUGGAAGCCCGGUUGCUGAGGCAGAGCCAAGCGGACAACUCCACGAAACCCACCUUGACAAAGCUAACCAACGGGAACCCAAAGUGGGUGAAGACCCCCGUCCAGUACUUUCUGGACAUCUUGCAGUCUCACGGCCAAACGACUCUGCUUCUGGGAGGACAGACGGACGCUUUCCCUGACAACAGCCAACACAAGCGAAUUCUCCAGCAAGCCUUGGAAGAGAUGCCAAAGUCGUCUUUCAGCGUCGUUCAGUUUCCUUCGGAUCGACUGCCCCUGACCUCCCACCUCGCUGCAGACCUCAGAGCAAACCUGCGGACUAAGCUGGCCGGCCUGCUGACGGUUUACGCGGGCCCGUUCGGAAAGGGCUGGUGCGUGGAAGCUUUGAAGAAGACCUUUGAGAACUACGGACAUAUUCGGUCAAUUAGAGUCGUCACAGAAACCUUGAAGCCCCACCUCUGUAUCCAGUACGAAGUCCUAGAGGCGGCUCAGCUUGCUAUAGAGAAUCUGGAUGGGGCGGAAGUGGCAGGAUCUCGUAUUAAGGUGCAAAGGCCCGUCACUGAAAUGACCCUGGAUUGCGAGGCCGUCCUGAGACAGCUGGAGACGGAUGUGGACAACGAAGGUGCGAUUUACGUGGCAGGACUGGAGGAGACCCACAGCGAGGCAGAUCUGCGAGAGCAGCUGGGUUUCGUGGGAGAUCCGAAGUCUGUCUUCUGGCCAAGGGAUCCCCAAAGUGGAAGACGGAGAAAUUACUGUUUUCUCAGGUUUCCAACGGUAGAAAGCGCCUCCGCAGCCCUUAAAAUCAUACAAAAGCAGGCCGCCAGGGGUGGAACAUUGUACAGCAGGGGUGUUUUGACACCGCCACAUCUCCACCAGUGGAUCUGCCAAGAGACUCAAAACAGCGGAUGGCCCACCGUUCCACAGCUGCCCUAUGAGGUGGGCCACCAACCAAAGGAACAGCUUCUUGCUUUGGAGCAAGACUUGAAGAGCGCGAUGCGGGCGCACGACCGCCGGAUAAAAAAGCUCUACGGAGCUUUGCCAGAGCGUGCGCUCUGCAUCAUUCUGUUACCAGGGACAGACAGAGUCCCCGUAUCGCUACCUGGCUUCGGCCUCCUUGCAGUCAAAGAUGACAGCGGCCCCGCGUAGCCGCCUCCCAUCCAGUCAUCCAGUUGGACGUCGCCCCACUUCCGCAAACGAUUCGACAAGAUCCAUUUCAGACUGGCAUGCUUCCCCCCUUUCCCUGCUAACAUUCGAAAAGGGGAAAUGAUUUCAGGAGAAGCCAGACCAGUUGCUAAGGCAGUCAACUUUUCUGCCACUUUCAGCUGCUCAGCUGGCCGCUCACCAAACGCUGUCGAGGAAAAGAAGCCAGCUUCAGAUUUGGGGUCCUGUGUGCGGGCUAGCGAUACAUGGAACAGUUUGACCCAGAAGGAAAUGGCGAGUUUGCAGUAGGUUUUCAAAGGACGCUGCGUUGGCAACCUCAAGGAAAACGCUGCCCCCCUGAGCAGGCCAGGGAAAAGCCCCUCCACAAAAGCUGCAUUGUGGGUAAAUGAGGUCUACCCACAGUUCCCCGCCUGUUCAGGCCCCCAUAAUUAACUUCUCUCAGAUGGCCCCCGUGUUUUCCACCACACGCGGUCUGGAGGCAACGGCACGCUUCAGAGAAAAAGAAGAGGAAAGAAAACACAGUCGCAUUUACCCUGAGGGAAAGGGAAUCUCUGAUUCAUGAAUUGUUGGUCCUUUUCCACACGCUUCGUAAAAGGAACGGCUUCAGCCCAAGAGCGCGAAGAAAGAGAGAGAAAGGCAGAGCCUGUGACUCAGGGAGCAAUGUGUGAAUACUUGAGAGUGUGUUAGGAAACCCACAUUAUGGUGAUCUUAACAUGACCGGCUGGCUGUAAAAGUCCUGGUGGGAGGGGGGAGCGCCUGCCUCUAUUUGCAGAAUGUUUUCCCUCGUGUUACAAUUUUAAAAAAACGGAUCUAGGCACGAAUCUUCUAGAAGCAACCACAGCAUCGUUUUAUGGGGAGAGAACCUCACUUCCAGCUGGAUGUAAUUUCAUAAAUAAAAGCAUGUUGGCUUUUA
This is a messenger RNA of Sphaerodactylus townsendi, 3323 nucleotides long. RefSeq names its product RNA exonuclease 5 (gene REXO5). Gene Ontology annotation, cellular component: nucleus. Gene Ontology annotation, molecular function: RNA binding; exonuclease activity. The record is from RefSeq and is a predicted model, not a curated record. NCBI's taxonomy places the organism in Eukaryota, Metazoa, Chordata, Lepidosauria, Squamata, Sphaerodactylidae.